CAGCGCUUAGCGCCGUUGUGCUCCGAGCGGAGAGUCGAAGUCUCGGGUUUACACGUCGGGUUUGGACGCAAGGGAGAGCCCGAAUCGUGCGACCCGGCCUCCAAAAAUCUCCCAUUGCGUCCCUUGCGUGUAUGUUUUCCGUGUGCUCGUGUGUGUGUUAUAUAUCUCGUGUGUGAAUGUGUGUGAGUGUGUGUCCCCUUGGAAGAAAAAACGGGUUGUUUUUUCUUGUGCGAGUCCCCGUAACUUCGCAACGAAGCAACAUUCGUUAAACGUUUCGUGUAUUUUUUCUUCGUCCUAUCCCUUUCUCUCUCUCUCGCUCUUUUUCACACAUGAGUUCGUGACAGGUGUGUCUCCCUUUCAUUUUCCAUUGCGCGCCGCCCGGUCUAUCUCUUCGCGUAUUUCUUCUCGUUCCUCAAAGUUUAUUGUUUGCUCAUGUUGUUUUGUUUUUGAUUAAGUGCGUCGACCGGCGCGGCUACGUCUCGUAAAAACAUAAAACUUUGUCACGAUUUCAGUUGAAUGUAAAAUUCACACGCGCGCGCACACACACACACACACACAACACACAGAGACACAAGCGAAACUUUGAGACCGGAGUGGCGUGAGGAGCGAGUGUUUUUUCGAAAUGCAGUGUCGUGCAAAAGUGUCUUAACAGAUGAGACCUCGCGUCUCCCAACGACUAUCAGUGUUUGUCUUGAAAUUUUGGAGGAAAUAAAAAACGAGCAGACGUCUCUGUUGUGUGAAAGGGGGAAUAAAAAGAAACAUGGCUUCCGCAAACGGUAGCGCAGAGUGCAGCAGCACGGCAGUGCCGCAGUGGAAGAGAGAUUUGAUUCAGCGUCGAAGGCAACAAAACAAAGUAUUGACGAGCAACGGUGCAAGUGCUAAAUUGUGUUCAGCGGUUUCGGGCCAAUUGUCAGCAGCGGGGAACGUCAAUGAUACGUUAACAGCGAGCGGCGGCGAGCCGGUAGUCGAACGUUUAACCUGCAGCAGCGUUGAAGAACAACACAGCGUCGUCGGUGCAUCGUGCGUUUUGACGUCAAGAACAUCACCACGAGUUGCCGACAAUAUUGGCAGUUGCACCGAGCACUCGACGACGUGCAAUCGCGCUCAACAGCUCGGAGGAUCAACGACCAAGUUGUCCUGUCAAGCGUCGUGUGGCGCCACUUGUACGCGCGAGGGAAUCGCCUCCCCCAGCGCCGGAGGACCGACCGGCGGCGAAAGGCUGAACCAGUCCGCUUCCAGUGGCGCGAGUCACGAGGAAAGUAGCCUCAGUCUUUCGCCGCCGUCAGUCGUGUGCAACAUGCGCCUCGAUACGGACGCUUCGUCGUUCUGUCCGUCCUCGGAGGAUGCUACGAGUUUUAACAAUAAUUCAUCAACGAGAAACAAUCACGCGAUUUUAAUAACCCCCGUUAUCGAGCGCGUCGAGUUUGAUAACAAUUACGAAAACGGUGACGAAAACAACAUGAGGAAUUACACUAACAACGGAAGCUUGAAGCGAGCGAUCAACAAUCGCGAACAAGAUUGUGACAAUGGUGACAGUGGUGGUGGAAUUGCUACGAGAAUAAUACGAAAAAUGGACGGAAGUGUUUGCCUUUAUCCGAGCGAAGGGAGAAAAAAUCGGAAGGACACGAGUCUCCAGUCGUCGAACGGUAAAGUCGUAGGUGACGAGUGCGAGAGUGACAGUUCCGAGGAACUGCAGUACGGUCCCGGUAUCGUGAACCGCUUGAAGAGCAAAUAUCUCAAUCUAACCCUCCGGGAAAUGAACAAAAGUCGCGUCACCGUUCAAAGAUUCAGGCGGGCAGCGAGCCUCGAGGAUCUGUUGGACUGCGACGACGAGCAGAGCGACAAGACGACCCGUAAAUAUGCCAAAAGAACAACCCCCGCCGGGGUCGCGGUUAAAACCGAUCGGUACAGAAACGCGACGCGUGGUAACGACUCGAUGAAGCGAGCGCGGAGCGUCGAAACGCUCAUGAGAUAUAACGCCCCGUUAAUAAAUGAGGAGGCCAAUCGAGUGAGCGCCCUGAGGCAAGAAACCGCGAACGAUCACAUCGUCCUCAUCGACCGUACGUCCGUCAAAAUCGAGAGCCGUUUGCUCGAUCCCGAUCGGCCCAAAGCUAUAAACAAACCGAAACGAAUAAAGCCCCUGCUCGCUGAGACCGAAAGGCCGCCGCCUGAUCUAGUCAAAACGACGAUGAGACUCUUCGAGGGUUCCGUCAAAAAGUUCAAGCCCAAAGGUGAAGUCGCUGUCAAAGUGGCCACCUUCAAAACCAUCAACGACACUUACAAAGCGCAGACGAUGAAAAAAGUCGUGCCGAAGCCUCCCAUCCAGCCCAAACCAUUCGUAAACGGUAACAACAAAUUAUCAACGUCACCGAAGAAAUUUCUACUCACCGGUAAACCCACCGCCGAGAUAAUUGAGCAAGCGGAGAACGAAGAGUACAAGCGCGAGGGUGUCGUCACCGAACCGAUCGUCCAAUCGGUUUCUAGCGUAGUCAGUAAGUUUCAACAGAUCGAAAAAUCUUACUCGCCCUCGGGCUCCCCGGAGCCUAGUUUUAAGCUCAAAUUCUCACCCUCCCCGAGCCCCGAGCCUUCGCUCGCCACCAAGCUCAGCAGGAGCAACGAGAAUCUCGUCAAAUCGCCUCCCGUCACCCCGGUCUCUUCCCCGAGGAUAUCCUCGCCCCCGGUGCCCGUCAACGCGAGUCCAUCGCCCGUCUCGCCCAAGAGGGAGGCGCCCAGACAGCACUCGACCCCUCCGAGUCCGCCGUGCGCGACGAGCCCCAUCAGGGAAUCGUCCUGGCAGAUUUCCCCACCGGAAGUCUCCAAAGCAACGUCACCGCGGCCCGAGGAAGACACCAGGGAGAAGAGUUCCAGCCUCGAGGAGCCGCCCGGACACCUCGAAAUCCUCGAGGAUCGACCUCGCCGAGAAUCGAAUACCUCCGACCCCCCGGAGCCGGCUCCCUCGUCGAUUUCCUCCGAAACUCCGAGCGAAACUGUCGAUGGCUCGCGAACGAUAUCGAAAUUGGCUCUGGAUAAUAUUAGCAAAGCCGGUAUCACGAUGCAGUACAAUUUCGGCGAUAAAUCCUCGAUCGGGAAGACUUAUCUGCCGGGUGUGAACGUCACCGGCCCCCUCGCCGUCCUCCCGCACAACGGUCAAAAGUCCGAAACUUCGUGCUCGCCGACGAGCAGCAGCAACGGUGAAGCGAGCGCGAUAUCGCGAGUCGUUAAAAUGGCGUCACCCACGCCGCCGCUCGACGCUGUUUCCUCGUGUUCCUCGCCGAUUUCCAUCGACUCUAUGAACGAAGACGUUCCCGCGAGACUGAGCGAGCUUUCGGAGCCGGAGAGCAGCCCUGAGCCGAAAUCCUUGGAGAAAACGUCGACCGCGCAAUCCGAAUACGCCAAACCCAUCGGCGCUAUUUCGAGCUUAGGGCUCGUCAAAUCUUCCCCGAGCCCCUCCCACUCAACGGCGAACGAUAUUUCCUCGAAAAUAAUGAAACACCACAAAACCGAUGUUUCACCUCCGCAAAAACAAAUCGGCAUAAUUCGCCCCCUCGUCUCCACCAAGACUCAACAAUCCCAACAAAAUCUGAGCAAUCGCGAGCUCGAAAAGAACCUCAUCAAUCGCGUCAAAAGCAUCGAACAACCCACCAAAGUCGUCGUCAGCCUUAAAACCGCCGAUGAAAUUACGCCCCCGAAAAAAAUUACCGGAUCCCCCGCCGCCACCGGCACCGGCAACCCUCCCGCCACCGGAGGCGGCGGUCUGUGGGACUCAAAGCACUGGAAUACUCCCAACAAUACCAUGGUUUUCAACUUUAGUAAUCGCAAAGACGUGCCUGAUUACAUCGAAAACGACGGGCUCAUCAUUCGGAGGAAACGUGAAAAACAGAAGGUUGGGGAUGGCGGUGUGAUCGUCCUGGACGCAACGCUCGACGCCUCGACGACGGACGAUUCCGAUUGGGAAAUAUCUGGUGGUCCACCCUCGCCUUGCGACGUAUCAUUCUCGAACGACAACAUAUUGAUAAACGGGCGUAGUAACCUUUCGAAGCAGCCGAGAAACCACAAGCACCGGAUACAAUUUGACGAUGGAGCUACGAAAACGUUUGAAUAUCCGAGCGAAGCCUCGAUGCUGGCGGAUGAAGGAACGAGCGUCGACAGCGAUUCCUCCUCGACCAGUCAACAGUCCUGCACGGGAACGAACAAAUCGAACUCUAACACUUCCGCAUCCACCAUGUCAUCCGCUCUACUUGGUGGAGGUGGACUAGCGAGUUUUACGCCGAGCAAAGUGGAUCUUGCGUCCGAGGGUUUUGAGCUCGGUGUGACGAGAACUGCAGCUCCGUCGUCCGCGCCUGUUCCCAUCGGCGAGCAAACCGAGUCUAAGGACGAGGGGGAUUAUUUAAAAUCCGACGAAGAUGCUGCGGCUUGGGGCGCCGAGGCAACCGCGGAUCUUUUGUACUGAAAAGAUCACGAGGAAGUUUAAAUGUCGAGAAGCAAUUUCGUUAUGAAAUUUUCAUAAAGAAAAAAACAACAAUCGCAAGGACUCGAAAUUGGAAUUGAGGACAAAUUACGAGAAGGGGAUGAUCCUUGGAACUUUACACUUCAAGUUCCCCGGCCAUUAACAUCCUACGUAAUUCUUAAAGUUGUCUCAAAAUCGUCAUUCCAAAUUACAUGCAUUUACUACAAGACACACAAACGAAACUAAAAAAAAAGAAAGGAGCAACGAACGAAAUUAACGAUCCACAAGAUCCAGUCAACGAGAAGACGACAAUUUUUUUUUGAAUUUCCAUGUUACAUGGUCUAGUGGAAAAUUUGCAUAUUUUUCCAGUUUGUCAUACUUCGAAAAUCGAGUCGAUCAUGAUAUUGCUCGGUGGUUAUUUUUUCUGGAUUCAUUUUAGGGACAACGAAUUUAUCGUAAAAAUGUAAAUUAUUCAAAAUUUUGAACACCACCGUGAAUUCCAAAAAUUCGUCAAUGAAAACGAAAAACAAAACGAAUUAUUAAAACUGCCAAGACGAUUCUCGUUCAUAAGAAAAAAAAUAAAUAAAUAAAUAAACGAAACAAAAUGUCAAAUUGAAGCUAAGAACAAUAGGGCGGUGUGAGCAAAAAAAUCAUAUCAGCGUUACUGUUUCCCUCCAUCUUUUUCAAAGUCUUUUUUACGAGGCGUAUGUAAACACUAGAUAGCUCGGGAGAGAAAGAGAAAAAUCACACACUCGACUGAGGGGCUAAGGACUGAGUUUGAUAAGAAUUUUUUCAAAACAGUUGUUUUUUGAGAUUAGUCCAUAAGCCGAGUAGCCGCGAGUGCCCAAGAGUGAAAGGCUCAAAACGUGAUUCCAUGAAUCGAGAAAAGAAUAAAAGUGAAAAACAUGGCGAUACUAAAAAUAAGAAGAAAAUUCGUGUGUGGUAAAUUUAUAAUGAUUUUUUGCCAAAAUAGGGCGUAAGUCAACUGAAAUUGCCACUUAAUAUUUAAUGUAAAAAUUAAAACAUCGCCACAAUUUAAAAAAAAAAAAAAAAAAAAACAACGAGAAAAGAAGAGGAAAUCAUUGAAAAAAGACAAAUUUGAAUUUGUAAAUUACCGAAGUUGAAUCAUUCCAUGUACUCUUAUUUUUUCCCACGUGAUCAGAGCGAAUAAUUUCUGUCGUAUCUUUCGUCGAAGAUUAAAUCGUGCUUUUGUUUAAAGAUUAAAAAAGGAAUUAAGGGGCAAAAAAUGAAAAAAAAAAAAAAAAAACUGUAAGCGUAUGAAUGUUGUUUCCUUUAUCGUCAGAUCAACGCUUAUGGUGUCUUAAAUAAAUAACAAGGACCAAACGAAGCGAAAGAAAAAUGACAUUGAUAAAAAAAGAAAGACAGCGAGACACUUCGUUGAAAGCCAGGAUAUCGAGGAUCCUCGUGCGAGAGGAUUCUCAAAUUCUUCAAAGGAGCUUGGAAAGCGUGAUUUAUUUGUAAUUGUUUAAUUUAGAGCGUAAGCGAAGAAGAGAGAAUCGCUCCAAUUGUGUACAUACUAAAUUAUUGCGUAGUAUUUAGCGUCGAGAUGCGAAGCUCGUCAGCUUCAGUCUCGAAGGAUCAAAAGAAAAUGAACACUUUCUUUUUGUUUAGGGUACUCAUAUUUUCUCUGUGUAUUUCUUUGUAUUAUUAUAUUAAUUUUAUUAUUACAUCUCCAUAUUGAAAUAAUAUUACAUAGGGUGAGUCUCGCGAGAACUCGCUCGAACAGCAAUCAAUUGCGAUAAUUUAUUGACGUUUAAAACGUCACGAAACGAAAGAAAGAAAAAAGAGAUAGUUCGGAGGGAUCAACGUUGAUUGAUCGAUUGGUCGUGCCGUUUAAAAAACGUUCGUCUCUGUUCUCGUCGUCAGGGAGAUCUCUUAUCCCCCUACUUUAAAUAUGUGAUAUUUUUCGUUAACAUUCAAACUGUUCGUACGAUUUGUUUUUUCUUUAUUCUUCACGGAUCUUUGUUUCGUCAAUUGGUAUUAAAAAAAAGAAAAUAAUAAAAAGAGCAAAACGUCUGUAAAAUCGCGAUGGCUCUGUUUUUUGAGCCUCGAGUUCGUAUUCGUAUUCAUUUCAAAUUUUCUGCACGACUCAGAUUCGUGAUUGCUCAUUGAACACGAACGAUCGUUUUUUUUUUUUUUUUUUUAAUAUAUAUUUAUAUAUAUCUGUAUUUUCUUCUUGUUCUCUCCUGUUUAGUCCUUGUUUUCCUUGUAAAUCUAUCAUUGUAAUACCCCUGUGAGAGGGACAGACGAGAAUUUGUAAUCCGAGCUUGGGACCGACCAGUUUAAAAGCGAAGGAGCAAAUAAUAUACAUGCAUCAUUAAGUAGUAUUAUAUCCGUAAUUAUAUUACGUUUAUUAUUCCGUAAUAUUUGAAUUCAUAUAUUGUAUACGUAUUAAAGGAAGACAAAAAAUAACAAAAUGUGAAAAAAAAACAAUUAAUACUACCCCUUAUUAAAAACUUAUUAACAACAGUUAGAAGUAUCGCGUGAUGUAUAAUCUUCUGUGUGUUAAGAAAUAUGAAAAAGUAAUAAAAGCAAUGAGUGAACGUGAA
Molecule: messenger RNA, 7017 nt
Organism: Venturia canescens
Lineage: Eukaryota; Metazoa; Arthropoda; Insecta; Hymenoptera; Ichneumonidae
Gene: bif
Product: bifocal
Exons: 4
Coding region: 761-4450 (1229 amino acids)
Biological process (GO): chemotaxis; neuronal signal transduction
Cellular component (GO): nuclear membrane; rough endoplasmic reticulum membrane
Molecular function (GO): microtubule binding
Source: RefSeq, a predicted model, not a curated record